AUGUGUGUGGCUUCAAGAAAAUUUCCUAUUGGUGUUGUUGGUUCUGUGCCUAAUAUCUGUGGUUUAUUGAAGGCCUAUUUUAUCCUUUGUAUUGGUGAUGUGCCUGCUCAAUAA
Nezara viridula (southern green stink bug) is the source of this 114-nucleotide messenger RNA. The record is from the annotation of a GenBank genome assembly. Lineage: Eukaryota; Metazoa; Arthropoda; Insecta; Hemiptera; Pentatomidae.